Acanthoscelides obtectus is the source of this 217-nucleotide messenger RNA. The record is from the annotation of a GenBank genome assembly. NCBI's taxonomy places the organism in Eukaryota, Metazoa, Arthropoda, Insecta, Coleoptera, Chrysomelidae.
AUGAGUCUAUUGUUACUUAAGGGAAUUCUUUUAAUGAUAUCUGAUGCAGGUUUGUGUAAAACAGUUUUUAAAACCUCUUCAACGGCUGGCAAAAUUAACUUUUCUCCGAUAGUAUGCGGUUUCCCGGAUUUUGCUAUAAGUAACGAGAUAUUGUAAGACGCCCGCAAACCAUCAUCAUUUCUUUGUGACGUCGAAGCGAACAUUCUGUCCAGUGUAG